AAAUUUGUAUCUUGCCGGUAUUUCAGCCAAUCAGAUUCGAGCACGAAAAAAGAUGCGUAUACUAGUGCAAAUUAUAUAUCUGUUAGUUCCGGCCGUUGUUUAUUGUGGACCGGAAGAAAAGGAAGGUGUAAAGUACGCCAGCAAAUGCGAAGCCUGUAAAAUAUUAGCCACUGAAUUGCAGGCCCGCCUGACGGAAACAGGCAAGUCACACGAUGUUAUUGAGUUGGGCUACUCGGUGGACGACGUGAAGCCCAAAAAACGAACCGAAUAUCGACGGAGCGAGCUCCGGUUGCUGGAAUCGAUGGAGAACGUCUGCGACAGGAUUCUCGAGUACAAUAUCCAUAAGGAGCGCAAGGAUAGUACACGGUUCGCCAAAGGCAUGUCGCAAACCUUCCAAACCCUGCAUGGUCUGGUGGACAAGGGUGUGAAGGUUGAUUUAGGCAUUCCAUACGAAUUGUGGGAUAAGCCGUCGGCUGAAAUUACUCAGAUGAAAACGCAAUGCGAGACGAUGGUGGAAAAUUUUGAGGACAUCAUAGAAAAGUGGUAUUUUAACAAACAGGAAGAGGUUCCGCUUAUUAAAUAUCUAUGCGAGGAUCGUGUUUUGAAAGCAAAUGAUCACCAAUGUUUGUAUGAGACGUUGAAAGCAAAAUCUGACGAUGACGAAGGCGAUGAUAGGACGGAAAAGAAAGAAGAACUGUGAAACCAAAUAAAUUCAUCUAUUUGUAAUUAUGAUUUUUUAUUGUAUAGUUAUAUCUAAAUAGUAAUUUCAUACCGUUUUCACAACAUAGCGUUCCAAGUUAUCUGAAAAAAAAAUAAGAAUACGAUGUCAAUUGAAGAUAAUAAAUCAUAAGUCAUUUGUCACCUUUUAUACAACGUUCAUUUUCUAAUAAAUUGUCUUUCGUA
Molecule: messenger RNA, 903 nt
Organism: Armigeres subalbatus
Lineage: Eukaryota; Metazoa; Arthropoda; Insecta; Diptera; Culicidae
Gene: CNPYb
Product: protein canopy homolog 4
Exons: 3
Coding region: 53-700 (215 amino acids)
Source: RefSeq, a predicted model, not a curated record